AUGUCGACCGUGGGGCGUAUGGAUGGCGCAUUCUUCGUGUCCAGGACGGAACUCCUGGGUUGGCUGAAUGCCAGCUUUCAGUUGAGCCUGGACAAGGUGGAGCAGUGUGCCAACGGUGCCGUCUACUGCCAGAUCAUCGAUGCCUGCCAUCCGGGCGCUGUGAACAUGAAGAAGGUGAACUGGUCAGCGAGGGAUGAACAUCAGUGCAUCCCCAACUACAAGGUGCUCCAGCAAGCUUUCAGCAAGGUGGGCAUCGACCGACACGUCGAGGUACUGGCAUGUGUCAAGCACUGA
Cladocopium goreaui is the source of this 294-nucleotide messenger RNA. The record is from the annotation of a GenBank genome assembly. Lineage: Eukaryota; Dinophyceae; Suessiales; Symbiodiniaceae.